Conger conger (European conger) is the source of this 354-nucleotide messenger RNA. Its product is annotated as olfactory receptor 52D1-like. The transcript has 2 exons. NCBI's taxonomy places the organism in Eukaryota, Metazoa, Chordata, Actinopteri, Anguilliformes, Congridae. Gene Ontology annotation, molecular function: olfactory receptor activity; G protein-coupled receptor activity. The coding region runs from base 1 to 354 and encodes 117 amino acids. Gene Ontology annotation, cellular component: membrane. The record is from RefSeq and is a predicted model, not a curated record. Gene Ontology annotation, biological process: G protein-coupled receptor signaling pathway.
AUGUAUGGCAUAGUUGAAUUUACUAUUUUAGCAGUGAUGAGCUAUGACCGAUAUGUUGCUAUUUGUCACCCACUACACUAUCACCUCCUCAUGUCUCCUAGAAAGGAAUCUCAAAUCAAAGCUCUUCAAACAUGCGCCCCACACUUAGUGACUGUGAUUAACUAUACUGUGGGAGUCUUAUUUGAACUCAUCCAGAGUUCGUUUAACAUGAGUAAUGUACCAAAUAAAGCUCGCAUAUUCUUGUCCGUUUACUUUCUGAUAAUCCCCCCAUUGUUUAACCCUGUAAUUUAUGGAAUCAGCAUUCAAGCUAUUAGAGUUCAUGUUUUAAACCUGCUUAAUUGUAAGAAAAAGUAA